Messenger RNA from Talaromyces proteolyticus, 2482 nucleotides. RefSeq lists its product as uncharacterized. NCBI's taxonomy places the organism in Eukaryota, Fungi, Ascomycota, Eurotiomycetes, Eurotiales, Trichocomaceae. The transcript is spliced from 2 exons. The record is from RefSeq and is a predicted model, not a curated record. The coding region runs from base 95 to 2254 and encodes 719 amino acids.
CAGCUGCUAUAGUUAGGUGUUGAGUCCUCAUCUCGACGCCAGCGGUGUAUAAGCACUUCAUUCCUACACCACAUUCUUUACUCCUACCAACAACAUGCAUCAACUCCAGGGCGGAAAACCCGAUCUGAUCAAACAGCUGCACAAGGAUCUCGCACGAAAAUGGCGGGUACAUGGGUCACGGGUAACGCAAAUUUGGCGUUCGCUGAAGCAAGUGCAGCGUGAGAAGGCAAUCCGAGCCGGCGCUGCACGGCGAGAGGUUCUAAAAGACCCAACCGACACGUCACUGGGGAGCAUUUACAAACUCAUACCCGAGUGGAACAUCCGCGAUCUCACGAAGCUUGGGUCGGAUUACCUUCUUGAUAUUUUGAGGCACCGUGCCACCACCUCCCUAUGCGAGCAGUACGCCGAAGGUGCAAAUGGGGAGCCGGGUGACGCCCCGUUUAUUUUCAAUAGUAUGGAGGUUAAUAACCUCCGUCAUGUGAAUGAGUUCAAACAUUGCUUUACUCUGUUUAUGGACGAGGAUACAUUCGGAAAAUCUUAUAGCGCGAAAGAUGCCGCGGCUUACCGUAAGACAUUGUCUGAUUUAUCGUUCGCUGUGGAAAAAGGAGUUCUUGUCCCGCAGUCAACCGGAGAGUUAAUAUUGGAGAGAUUGAUGUAUCUUUUGCAGGGGCUCAAUAUUGUGAUUGAGGAUAUUCUCGAGGCUGGCGCGUCCGAGUCGCAAAAGGCAAAACCAGCUGCGAAAAAGUCCGAGGAAGCCACACGUGCUGCACUUUCAAAUCUUUCACUUGGUCCAAAACAAGAGAAGCCUUCUUUGCUAAGCACAAUUAAUAGUGCGCUAGAUCAAAAGAUCUGUCUUGAGGAAUAUCUGCAGUUGUGCCGCACAUCGCCAAGUUUUCUUGCGAGUGCUGUCAACUAUUGGUUUUAUAGUAGGCCAGAGAUGAUUCCAGACGAAAAGGGCCGGGUUAUCCCAACGACCACAGAUAAAUACAUCAGUAUAUCAGUAUUCGAAGCUAUUCAUAAUGCUAUCACUGUUGCUGCGACUUGGGACUUCAUCUAUCAGCUGCUCCAGAUUGUCGAGAAGAAUCCCCAGAAUCAGCUCUACAAAACCAUCCUUCUGCAAGAGCUGUCAAACGUCUGCAACUUUGAAUUCGAGCGCGUUCUGAAGCAAUUCAAGCGUUAUGUACAAAUACACUAUGGCCAAAAGCAUUUCAAACGCAUCUCAGGCGUAUACGACAACGGGGUUGCACGGGUGAAUCUGAAGACCAAGCCCGAAAGCAUUAUGAUGCAAAACCCACAGCUUCAUCACAAACUCCGUCUCUGCCAGCCGAAGACUGAUGUGACUGCGGCUGUAACCUGGAUUCAGAAGCUAGACGACCUGCAUCGAUCUCAUCCGGAUACGGAAAUUGAAAUGCUAGGUUCGGAAUCUGAAGCCUUUGGCGAUAUAGCCGUGACUGCAGUAUUCAUUCAAUCAUUAUCAAGAGCUGUUUCCUUGCCUCCUGCAUCUGCUAAGAGAGGGCAGAUGUAUAUUUCAAGGUUAAAAGCCCUGAUGGCUGAACUUGAUCUACUAAAGACGGAGGUCGACCUCGCCGAUUUUGCGGCUCCAAUCGAUGGUCUCACGGAGCCGGGCAUGGCUGAAGAGGCAUUGAAAACUCUAGACAAAUUUACUCGCGAAAAGACGGGCACUCAAAUCGGAUUCCUCUAUGAGGAUCUGAAUGACCGCUGUUUAGCCGAUCUCGAAACAUAUUACAAGUCGAUCAAGGAAUCAUCCGGACAGCAGCCGAAAGUCGAAACAUCCUGGCCACCACUAGACGGUGAAGCUGUACCUAAAAGCUUACUGGUCCAACAACGAAAGGAAAAGAGCAAAACGCGCCCACCACAUUCAUCCGUGUACAACAUCAACCCGGACACCACAGGCUCAGACACCGAGACCGAAAACGAGGUCCCCCCACCACCAGUCUUCAAAGUCAAGCAACAGACGGCCGAGGUUUUCUCUACGUUAUUUUCCAAGGCGGAUUUGCGAGGCUCAGUCAACUGGGAUGCGUUUACAGGCGCGAUGGCAGAUUUGAAAUUCUCCGUUAUGCCUAGAUACGGUUCUGUUUUCGCAUUUUAUCCCUCGGAGGAUAUGAAUGUGCAGCAGUCAUUCACGGUUCAUAGACCCCAUCAGUCCCGAAUUGAGGGACAUAUACUGCUUAGGUUUGCGGGGAGGCUGAAGCGGCUUUAUGGGUGGGAUGAGAAGUCGUUUCAAGUAGUGUGAUAGGUCAGAAGCAAAGAUGAUGUGAUACAUGCAUCCUAGUUGAUUAAAUCCGGUCUUAGGAUUCUAUUAUAGCUAGUGAACCAGAAUUUUUUACGCGGAGUUUUUUGAGUAGCUGUUUCACAACAUCCGUGUUGUGUAACCAUGGAAUCAUAGUUAUAAUUAAUAAAAAAUCUUGAACUUGUUUUUCAUAUAUGCACGGCAUAUUGCCAUAGUUUACUUUAUUAUUCU